AACUGACACAAAGUAGCGGGCCGAGGCCCUGGGGGGAGAGGGGCUGCAGCUGGGGGGGCGGGAGCCCGCGGGGAGCUGAGCCGAGCGCCCCCCGCCCCAGCCCCCGGCAUGGGCAGGACGUGGCCGCCGGGGCGGGCGCCGAGCGCUGAGCGCUGAGGGUCUCCCAUGGGAUUGCUGGGACCUUGCUGGGUGAGAUGGCACUGUGUGCAAAAAAGCGCCCCCCAGCUCCGGUGCCUCCGUGGGGGGCCGCCCCAUCGGAGCCGCUGAGGCCGAGGACAGACCGACAGACAGCCCGCCCUUCCCCCGCUCAAACUGGGAUCAUGACGGUCCCCAAGGAGAUGCCCGAGAAGUGGGCCCGGGCCGGGGCUCCCCCCUCCUGGAGCCGAAAGAAGCCCUCUUGGGGGACAGAAGAAGAAAGGAGGGCGCGGGCCAAUGACCGAGAAUACAAUGAGAGAUUCCAGUAUGCGAGUAACUGCAUCAAGACCUCCAAGUACAAUAUUCUCACCUUCCUGCCUGUCAACCUCUUUGAGCAGUUCCAGGAAGUUGCCAAUACCUACUUCCUGUUCCUUCUCAUUCUGCAGUUGAUCCCACAGAUCUCCUCCCUCUCCUGGUUCACCACCAUUGUGCCUUUGGUUCUUGUCCUCACAAUCACAGCUGUUAAAGACGCCACUGAUGACUAUUUCCGCCACAAGAGUGAUAACCAGGUGAAUAACCGUCAGUCUCAGGUGCUGAUCAAUGGAAUCCUCCAGCAAGAGCAGUGGAUGAAUGUCUGUGUUGGUGAUAUUAUCAAGCUAGAAAAUAACCAGUUUGUGGCGGCGGAUCUCCUCCUCCUUUCCAGCAGUGAGCCCCAUGGGCUGUGUUACAUAGAGACAGCAGAACUCGAUGGAGAGACCAACAUGAAAGUACGGCAGGCGAUUCCAGUCACCUCGGAAUUGGGAGACAUCAGUAAGCUUGCCAAGUUUGAUGGUGAAGUGAUCUGCGAACCUCCCAACAAUAAGCUGGACAAAUUCAGCGGAACCCUCUACUGGAAGGAGAACAAGUUCCCCCUGAGCAACCAGAACAUGCUGCUGCGGGGCUGCGUGCUGCGAAACACCGAAUGGUGCUUCGGGCUGGUCAUCUUCGCAGGUCCUGACACUAAGUUGAUGCAGAACAGCGGCAGGACAAAAUUCAAGAGAACAAGUAUUGAUCGCCUAAUGAAUACACUGGUGCUCUGGAUUUUUGGAUUUCUGGUCUGCAUGGGGGUGAUCCUAGCCAUUGGCAAUGCCAUCUGGGAGCACGAGGUUGGGACACGCUUCCAGGUAUACCUGCCCUGGGAUGAGGCGGUGGACAGUGCCUUCUUCUCUGGCUUCCUCUCCUUCUGGUCCUACAUCAUCAUCCUCAACACCGUCGUGCCCAUAUCGCUCUAUGUCAGCGUGGAGGUCAUCCGCCUGGGCCACAGCUACUUCAUCAACUGGGACAAGAAGAUGUUCUGCAUGAAGAAGCGGACGCCCGCGGAGGCCCGCACCACCACCCUGAACGAGGAGCUGGGCCAGGUGGAGUACAUCUUCUCCGACAAGACAGGCACCCUCACCCAGAACAUCAUGGUCUUCAACAAGUGCUCCAUCAACGGCCGCAGCUACGGUGACGUGUUCGAUGUCCUGGGCCACAAAGCUGAAUUGGGAGAGAGGCCUGAACCCGUCAACUUCUCCUUCAAUCCUCUGGCUGACAAGAAGUUCUUAUUUUGGGACCCUACCCUCUUGGAGGCUGUCAAAAUGGGGGACCCACACACGCACGAGUUCUUCCGCCUCCUUUCCCUGUGUCACACCGUCAUGUCAGAAGAAAAGAACGAAGGGGAGCUGUACUACAAAGCCCAGUCGCCAGACGAGGGGGCUCUGGUCACCGCAGCCAGGAACUUUGGUUUCGUAUUCCGCUCUCGUACACCCAAGACCAUCACUGUCCACGAGAUGGGCACAGCCAUCACCUACCAGCUGCUGGCCAUCCUGGACUUUAACAACAUCCGCAAACGGAUGUCAGUCAUAGUGCGGAAUCCAGAGGGGAAGAUCCGACUGUACUGCAAAGGGGCUGACACCAUCUUGCUGGACAGACUCCACCACUCCACCCAAGAGCUCCUCAACACCACCACUGACCACCUGAAUGAGUACGCAGGCGAAGGGCUGAGGACCCUGGUCCUGGCCUACAAGGAUCUGGAUGAAGAGUACUACGAGGAGUGGGCCGAGAGACGGCUCCAGGCCAGCCUGGCCCAGGACAGCCGGGAGGACCGGCUGGCCAGCGUCUACGAGGAGGUUGAGAGCGACAUGAUGCUGCUGGGCGCCACGGCCAUUGAGGAUAAGCUUCAGCAAGGGGUUCCAGAGACCAUCGCCCUCCUGACGCUGGCCAACAUCAAGAUCUGGGUGCUGACAGGGGACAAGCAAGAGACGGCCGUGAACAUUGGCUAUUCCUGCAAGAUGCUGACAGACGACAUGACGGAGGUGUUCAUCGUCACUGGCCACACAGUCCUGGAAGUGCGGGAGGAGCUCAGGAAAGCCCGGGAGAAGAUGAUGGACUCGUCCCGCACUGUAGGCAACGGCUUCACCUACCAGGAGAAGCUUUCUUCUUCCAAGCUCACUUCUGUCCUGGAAGCCGUGGCUGGGGAGUACGCCCUGGUCAUCAACGGGCACAGCCUGGCCCAUGCGUUAGAGGCAGACAUGGAGCUGGAGUUUCUGGAGACAGCCUGUGCCUGCAAAGCUGUCAUCUGCUGCCGGGUGACCCCCUUGCAGAAGGCACAAGUGGUGGAACUGGUUAAGAAGUACAAGAAGGCUGUGACCCUUGCCAUCGGGGAUGGAGCCAACGAUGUCAGCAUGAUCAAAACGGCUCACAUUGGUGUGGGCAUCAGUGGGCAGGAAGGGAUCCAGGCUGUCCUGGCCUCCGAUUACUCCUUCUCCCAGUUCAAGUUCCUGCAACGCCUCCUGCUGGUGCAUGGGCGCUGGUCCUACCUGCGCAUGUGCAAGUUCCUCUGCUAUUUCUUUUACAAGAACUUCGCUUUCACCAUGGUCCACUUCUGGUUUGGCUUCUUCUGCGGCUUCUCGGCCCAGACCGUCUAUGACCAGUAUUUCAUCACCCUUUAUAACAUCGUGUAUACCUCCCUCCCAGUCCUGGCUAUGGGGGUCUUCGAUCAGGAUGUCCCGGAGCAGCGGAGCAUGGAGUACCCUAAGCUGUACGAGCCAGGCCAGCUGAACCUCCUCUUCAACAAGCGGGAAUUUUUCAUCUGCAUCGCCCAGGGCAUCUACACAUCUGUGCUCAUGUUCUUCAUCCCCUAUGGGGCGUUUGCUGAGGCCACCCGCGAUGAUGGCACCCAGCUGGCUGACUACCAGUCCUUUGCGGUCACCGUGGCCACUUCGCUGGUCAUCGUGGUCAGUGUGCAGAUUGGGCUGGAUACCGGCUACUGGACGGCCAUCAACCACUUCUUCAUCUGGGGCAGCCUGGCGGUUUACUUUGCUAUCCUCUUUGCCAUGCACAGCAAUGGGCUCUUCGACAUGUUUCCAAACCAAUUCCGGUUUGUGGGUAAUGCCCAGAACACCCUGGCCCAGCCCACCGUGUGGCUGACCAUCGUGCUCACCACAGUCGUCUGCAUCAUGCCUGUGGUCGCCUUUCGGUUCCUCAGGCUGAACCUGAAGCCGGAUCUCUCAGACACGGUCCGCUACACCCAGCUGGUGAGGAAGAAGCAGAAGGCCCAGCACCGCUGCAUGAGGCGGGUGGGUCGCACGGGUUCCCGGCGCUCCGGCUACGCCUUCUCCCACCAGGAGGGCUUCGGGGAGCUCAUCAUGUCUGGCAAAAACAUGCGGCUCAGCUCCCUGGCGCUCUCUGGCUUCACCACCCGCUCCAGCUCCAGCUGGAUUGAGAGCCUGCGCAGGAAGAAGAGUGACAGCGCCAGCAGCCCCAGCGGAGGGGCCGACAAGCCCCUCAAGGGGUGACGGCUGGGACGGGGACGCCCCUUGCCGGUGAUCAGCUCACGCAGGGCUGGCCGGCCACCAAGAGGACAGCAUCUCGGAACUGCGGGUCCUCAUUCCUUGCCCAGGUCCUCAUCCCAUCUCCCCUGGUAGACUCUGUCCUGCUGGUCCCACUAGGAGUGGCUGGGGCAUCCCCAGCCCAGGGCCCUCCUAGCAGUUGGGAGGGUGGAGGGGGCCGGCCCCAAGGGCAGAGCGGGGGCUGACCAGCCCCAGUGGGGGAUCAGAUGUGGAACCAAAAACAGAAGAAAAAACUGUGAGAGAUUGUGUCUGCCCCUGCCCUGCCUGGGAGCCCACAGGGAGACUGUAAUCUCUGUAUUUUUUUACUCCCACUCCCCAGAGGGGCCCCAGAGCCCCUGUUCCUGAAUUACACAAGAAUGUAUCAUGCCGGGAAGCCAGAGACCUGCUGGGGCCCUCGGCCCCUCACAGUGUGUGUGUCUCUCCUUGAUGUGUGUUUGUGUCCAGUUUGGUUUUGUCUUUUUUAUUUGGCAAGUGGAGGAGGCCUUUAUAUGACUUUUAUGUUGUGAUUGGUGUCUUAACUCUCCUGGGGAAGAGGAGGCUGGAUAGAUGUGGAGUGGUUGGGGAGGGGCUGGUGCCCACGAGGGACAGAGAGGCUGACCAGGGAGGGAGGUGCCUGUCAGCCACAGGGUGCGGGGAGAGUAUACAGGGGUCUGCUCCUGUCUCUUUCCUCACCUUGAGAGUGAAGUGCUACCCCUCCUCAGCACACGCAACUCCUGGAUUCCGUAAGUCCUGCUGGUAUUGGGCUGGAGCCUAGGAAAGUGGCCCUGUCCUUCUCAGUGACCUAAAGCUGGGUGUGAAAUGUAGUCCUAAGAACAUUUUCUUUCAUUUUAAAUUUAGACCCAAGUUCACUGGCAGAGUCUGUUCUGACUUUCCUUCUCCCUCCUCGUUGGUGUUUUCCUGCGCCUGAGGUGGCCCAAAAGGGGAAGCUGAGCACCAUGAGAUGAGGCUAAAGGGGAGCUGACCUCUACUUCUCCCUCUGGUAAAAGAGGUCCCACCCGCUCCAGGCCCAGCACGCGGCAGGAUCUGGUGGGGUCCCUGUACUGAGUGGUGGGGAAAAGCAGAGGAGGCGGCUGCCCCGUGCCUGGCUUGGUCUGGACAGCAGAGCUUCGGCUUGCCUGUCCUUCCUCUCCAUCAUCUACACCUAGGAAGCACUUCCCCAAAUUACGUGUCUCCCAAGUUAGUUGCUACCAAACCAGUCUUGGGCAGAACUUUUUCCUUGUCUUUGGUAGUGGAGAGGGUUACUCAGGAAUGGUGUGGAGCUGGGAGUGGGCUAUGUGGGAGUCCCAAGGGAACUGGAGGUGGGCUGCGUUGAGGCAGGGUGGGGUGGGCAGGGGAUGGGGGCGGGGAAAGCUUGACAGGGAAAUUCUUUAGGCCACAUGGUUUACAAACCCAACAUCAUGUCUGUUUGUGUGUCUCUCAAGGUGAGAGUCUGAUUUUUAUACCAAAGAGGAAAUGAUUUUUUUUCAUAUUUUGUUUGUCUAUAUUAUAUAAAUAUAAAUAUAUAAAUAUAUAUAUAUAUAUAAAUAUAUAUAUAUAUAUAUACAGUUAUAUAUAUAUUAUUUUUUUGGUUCUCUCUCGUUUUUUAGGGAGGGAGGAAAGUACCAAGUUGCAAUGAGCUGUAAUUAAGGAACAUUCUGUAUAACUUAUGACACAUUUCUAUACUUGCAAAAAUUAUAUCAUUUUAUGGAUAUAAGAGAAAAAUGCCUUUUUAUAAAAUUCCAGUUUCUGAGAA
This is a messenger RNA of Aethalodelphis obliquidens (Pacific white-sided dolphin), 5736 nucleotides long. RefSeq names its product ATPase phospholipid transporting 8B2 (gene ATP8B2). Gene Ontology annotation, biological process: Golgi organization; phospholipid translocation. Gene Ontology annotation, cellular component: trans-Golgi network; plasma membrane. The record is from RefSeq and is a predicted model, not a curated record. NCBI's taxonomy places the organism in Eukaryota, Metazoa, Chordata, Mammalia, Artiodactyla, Delphinidae. Bases 195 to 3950 code for a protein of 1251 amino acids. The transcript has 29 exons. Gene Ontology annotation, molecular function: magnesium ion binding; ATPase-coupled intramembrane lipid carrier activity; ATP binding.